AUGACAAAAGUCACGAUCCUCCACCCCGUCGACAAUGGGGAGCGGUACCAGCUCAGCAGCCCGACGGCGAUGCCCAAGGCGGGCGGCUUCCUCUGGAACCACAAGAUGAUGAUCCACGCCACGUGCCGCGGGUACGCCACGGCGCAGUUCAUGCAGCCCGAGCCGGCAAAGUACUCGCACCCGCCCAACAUCGAGGCCAAGACCUUCAUGCAGCCCGAGCAAGGGUACUUUGCGCACCACCCGGGCCGCUUCGUCUACAUCCGCGACGACGAGUCCGGCCAGAUCUUCUCUGCGCCGUACGAGCCGGUGCGCGCGGCGCUGGACAACUUCAGCUUCGUCGCGGGCAAGCACGACAUGGCCUGGACGGCGGAGCACCUGGGCAUCCGGGUCGUCAUGACGCUCACCCUGCCGUCGCACGACGUUGCAGAGCUGUGGACCGUGACCGUGAGCAACCUGACGGAGCGCGCCCGCCGGAUCAGCGUGUACCCGUACUUUGUCAUCGGGUACAUGUCGUGGAUGAACCAGUCGGCCGAGUACCGGCCGGACCUGGUCGCCGUGGUGGGCAGCAGCAUCACGCCCUACCAGAAGGCCGCCGACUACUGGAAGAACAAGUACUUCAAGGACAAGACGUACUUCCUGUGCGAGACGCAGCCGGACUCGUGGGAGGCGAGCCUGACCGCGUUUGAGGGCGAGGGGGGCCUGCACAACCCGUCGGCGCUCCAGCAGGCCGAGCUGAGCAACAGCGACGCGCGGUACGAGACGCCCGCGGCCGUCGUGCAUGGCGGCGACACCAGGGAGUUCCGGUUCAUGUUUGGGCCGGCCUACGACGACGCCGAGAUCCGGUCGAUGCGGGAAAAAUACCUGAGCAAGGCAGGGUUCGCGGCGGCCACGGAAGAGUACGCCGCGUACGUGGCGGAGGGGCGGGGCGUGCUGACGAUGAGCACGCCCGACAAGGCGCUGGACAACUUUGUCAACCACUGGCUGCCGCGGCAGGUGUACUACCACGGGGACGUGAACCGGCUGGCGACGGACCCGCAGACGCGCAACUACCUGCAGGACAACAUGGGCAUGACGUGGGUCAAGCCCGCGGUGGCGCGGCAGGCCAUCCUGAUCGCGCUGGGCCAGCAGCGCGACAACGGGGCCAUGCCCGACGGCAUCAUCCUCGUCGAGGGCGCCGAGCUCAAGUACAUCAACCAGGUGCCGCACACGGACCACUGCGUGUGGGUGCCCGUCGCCGUCGAGGCGUACCUCACCGAGACGGGCGACUACAGCGUGCUCGACGAGGUCGUCGAGUCGGCCAACGGGGACAGGUUCACUGUGUUUGAGCGCGUCGGCCGCGCGAUGGACUGGCUGCUCUCGAGCGAGGCGCGGGACGAGCGCGGGCUGAGCUACAUUGCACAGGGCGACUGGUGCGACCCGAUGAACAUGGCGGGCAUCAAGGGAAAGGGCGUCUCGGGUUGGCUGACGGUGGCCACGGGGUACGCGCUGAAGCUGUGGGCAGAGGUUGUCGAGCAGCACAAGAAGGGCUCCGCGGAGGCCGAGCAGCUCGUCGAGCACUUCCGGGCGGGGGCGCGCGACGUCAACGCCGUGGCGAACAAGUACCUCUGGGACGGGGAGUGGUUUGCGCGCGGCAUCACGGACGACAAUGUCGUCUUUGGCGUAAAGGAGGACCCGGAGGGCAGGAUAUGGCUCAACCCCCAGGCGUGGGCCAUCCUCGGCGCCGCCGCCCACGAGCCCCAGCAGCAGCAGCAGGAACCAACAACAACGAAUGGCAACGGUGUGACGAAACCUACCAAGAUUGACAAGAUGAUCCGCAGCGUCGAGGAGCAGCUCGAGUCCCCGCACGGCCUGGCCAUGUUCGGCCCGCCCUUCAGCGGCAUGCGCGAGGACAUUGGCCGCGUCACGCAAAAGUACCCGGGCAACGGCGAGAACGCGAGCAUCUACAACCACGCCGCCAUCUUUUACAUCCACGCGCUCUACGAUCUGGCAGCUUCUUCUUCGUCGUCGCCGUCUUCGAGCAGCAGCAAGUCCUCCGCCCAGGAGACGGCGGACCGCGCCUACCGCCUGCUUCGCAAGAUGCUCCCCGGCCCGGACGAGAGCGACUACCUCCAGCGCGGCCAGCUGCCCGUGUACACCCCCAACUACUACCGCGGCGCCUGGCGCGAGUACCCGCGCACGGCGGGCCUGUCGAGCCAGCUCUUCAACACGGGCACCGUGUCCUGGCAGUACCGCUGCUUCAUCGAGGGCCUGUGCGGCCUCCGGGGCUGCAGGGAAGGGCUCACCUUCCGCCCGCUCCUGCCGAGCCACUGGGACCGCGUGGACGUAGUGCGCAAGUUCCGCGGGGCCGAGUUCGAGGUCGCCAUCCGGAGGGACGCGGGCGUCUCGGAGGUCACUGCGAGGUUAGCCGGGAGCGGCGAGGUGCUCGAGGGCGCGAGGUUCACGGCGCCCAUCAGGGAGGGCGAGACGUAUAAGAUUGAGGUGCUGGUGCCUGCUGCCGUGUAGAGAGGUUUAGGCUCGGCUUGCAUGGAAUGAACCCGGGCUUGUGGGGCGAGGGGUCUCAUUCCUUUUCUUUUGUUCAAAUGGGAUGCACCCGGCACGAUGGGUCGCGCUCGACAGUGACUUGGUAGAUUGUCCAUAAUCAAGGGAACUUGAACCAUCAAUUGCACUCCUAUUGAUGUCGCAGUAAUGCAUUGGGGAGGAACUUGCUCAGAUACACACCGUGAUGCCCGUGUGCUCUCGUUGUAGCUGUGGCGUUGGCCUGAAGUAGCGCUCGAUGUGGAGUAAAAUUGGGAAGAAAGACUUCGUGGUGGACAGAUAUGGUGUGACGGGUGGUCACUCGGUAGAAUGUGAGAGCCAGGAUCUUUGGCCUACACUUUGGACGAACACAUCAUAGAUCAUGGUGAUCUUGUGCGUUGAACCCUUGUCGCUUUGCCCCGGUUGCGGGUGGGACUACAAGCCAC
Molecule: messenger RNA, 2960 nt
Organism: Microdochium trichocladiopsis
Lineage: Eukaryota; Fungi; Ascomycota; Sordariomycetes; Xylariales; Microdochiaceae
Product: glycoside hydrolase family 94 protein
Exons: 2
Coding region: 1-2502 (833 amino acids)
Biological process (GO): carbohydrate metabolic process
Molecular function (GO): catalytic activity; carbohydrate binding
Source: RefSeq, a predicted model, not a curated record